Molecule: messenger RNA, 877 nt
Organism: Brassicogethes aeneus
Lineage: Eukaryota; Metazoa; Arthropoda; Insecta; Coleoptera; Nitidulidae
Source: the annotation of a GenBank genome assembly
CGGCCAACUGCGUGCUUCGCGUUCAACGAUUUUUCGUCGGCAGUUGAUUAUUAGAGGCUGAGAGGAGAGGUCGCGCGAAGUUACCGUAGACUAGAACAAUAAAAUACAAGAAUUCAGCGCUAAAAUCUAAUUUUAACGCACGUUGUGUAGCACGAAUACAAUACAAAAUGACUUCCACAAACUACAAUGUUGGAUUGACUGAUGGUCGUAACUCGAGUAGAGUUUUGAGGCCCCCAGGUGGCGGUCACACCCCACUUUUUGAGGCUGCUGAGCCUUUAGUGGCAAGAAAAGACAACGGCAGAAAUGCUUCCUCCAUAACUGAAGGCAGAAGUGAACCAAAGGCAGCUCCACAACAGGUGACAACUCCAACGGAGGCACCUGCUGCUCCUACCUCCAAUGCAGCACCUACUGUAACUCCUGUAAGUGCUGUAGCACCUACAGCCCCCGUAGCUCCUGUAGCUGCCUCACAGCGUGCCAGGGUGCCCCCAGGAGGGUUCUCUUCCGGUCUCUGGUAAUUUAGUUUUUAGUUUUCUGUACUGACGCUUUACCACUUUUCUUACACUAAGUAAUGUGGGUAAUAAGAAGCCAAAUUUAACAAUGUAUUACUUAUACUUAUUAAUAAUAAUAAUAAUAAAUAAUCAAAAUGUAUUUUGUUACAAUAAGUAUUUAACUAAACUUAACUGACAUGUUCUUGUCUUUUACUGUUUGUACUUUAAAGUACAAUUGUACGUUAUUUUACACAUUUUUUAAUAAAAAUGUUCCUGUUUAUAUGUGUUGUUUUUGUUAUGAUUUUGAACUUUGGUGCUUGAAAAUAAUGUGAUGUGCACAAAUUUUGUAAUGCCUUGACACAAAACGCAAAUAAAUAUUUCAUCAACUA